UCAGGACAGCCUGGCGGUAGUUGCACACACACAGCUAAUUUGAUUCUGUCACUUGUGCCUUAUACCAGUGUUCCACCUUCUUUCUGAGGCUGAGAUCUGACAUGCUGUAAAUCCUCUUUAUCCCUGUCAUCUGGCUCUAAAACCCCUUUGCCCUUGGGCUGUAGCUCCUCCCACCUCUGCUCUGUAACCUCCGUCCUCCUCUGCAAUCGCCCUCCAGGCCCCGCCCUCGUUAGAGGUCCAGCCAGCGGUGCUUGAAGGAGCAGAUCCUUUCUGAUAAGGGAGAGCUGCUUCCAGGUUCUCCUUUAAAUCAGUUUCAAACCUGAUCUGCUCUGCUGUGUGAGGGAGCCUGGGUUCUACUACAGAUUCGUGAACUACAGACCUUGAUUGGAAUUCCUUUCAACCUUGACUUCUGAAGAAGAUCACCAUGGAAAUGGAAACCUGAUUUCAUCCUAGUGCCAGAAAUGGCCCUGCAGCUGUAGAGAAGCAGCGUCUCUGCAAGUACAGCAGGGAGUUUGCUGCUCCAUGACAGAAUCACUGCAAGUUAACCAGUCAUUUGGAGAUGGACAAACCAGGAAAACUGGCUUCCCUUUCCCCACUUUAGGACAAUGAGGAAUCAGUUGGUUACCUUAGGAGUUCUCGGCUCAGCUACCUGAAACGCUGCUUAUUUGUACGUUUUACUGAAAAAAAAAAAAAUCCAGUACUUGUGUUCAAGAAAUGAUGGCAUGUAGACUGGCUUAUUAUGAAUUGAUAACAAAAAAAGAUUUUUACUUCUGAGAUACAGAGCUCUCCUCGACAUUGGAUUCAUUUAAGUUAAAAGUAAUGCAUAAAGCCAUCCACUCUGACAUCUGUAAACUUGUCAUUUUGAACAAGGAGUUUUUAUUAAUGGCUCUUCUGCGAGGAAACAGAACGCCAAUUGGGGGAAGUUGAAGUUUGUGUAAUAGUUCUGGAGGCCCCGUGAAAUGAUUCUGUACAUAACUGUAUUGUCUAAAAAGUCAUAAAUUAAUAGAACUCUGCCUUGACAAGAAUAAAAUGUUCACACAGUGUGUAACUGAGUGCAAACAUAUUUAAUAUGAUUUAACUUUACCAUGCCUUUAUCUGCAUAGGAAUUGUCUUGAUGUGUUCUGGUGUAUAGACUUGACUAUAUAAAAUACACUAACACUCGUUUUUCACAGCAUUGGAGAUGGAGCCUGGGCCACAUGCGGCAAGCAAGCCGUGCUGCCCACAGUUCCACUGUGUAGGAGAACAUGAUGUGGUUGUUGGUGGGUGAAUCCCGUGUGGUGAUUGUUGCCCCAGUUACAGAGGUACAAAGUUGUCUGUGGGUAAGACUGUGAGCGCAGAGAAUAUCUUUAAUACCCAUGUCUUUUAGUUUUGCUGGGUUAAAAUAGCACCACUUGGUUACCUGAUUUAGUUAAACAUUAGUCCAAGUUAAAAAGCUGUGUGUCGUUCAAGAUGAUCUAAACUGGAGACACUUUGCUCCUUCUUUUCCCCCAGUGACAUGACAGUGCUGAAGCGUUCACAUUUUAGUGUCCCGGGACAGAGCCUGGCCAUUCAUUUCCGACUGCCUGUCUUCCCACUGUUAACGAAGCCCCUGUCCUUCGCUGACUGUGUCGGGGAUGAGCUGCCCUGGGGAUGGGAAGCGGGGUUUGACCCUCAGAUUGGUGCCUACUACAUCGACCACAUCAACAAAACCACACAGAUUGAGGAUCCGAGGAAACAGUGGCGGGGCGAGCAGGAGAAGAUGCUCAAGGACUAUCUCUCCGUGGCCCAGGACGCACUCAGGACGCAGAAGGAGCUGUACCACGUGAAGGAACAGAGGCUGGCGCUGGCCCUCGAUGAAUAUGUGCGGUUAAAUGAUGCCUACAAAGAAAAAUCAAGCUCUCACACCAGCCUCUUCUCAGGGUCUUCAUCUAGCACCAAAUAUGAUCCUGAUAUUUUAAAAGCUGAGAUCUCCACCACGCGAUUAAGGGUUAAAAAGCUGAAAAGAGAACUCUCCCAGAUGAAGCAAGAACUUCUCUAUAAGCAGCAAGGCUUUGAAACGCUGCAACAAAUUGAUGAGAAGAUGUCCGGAGGCCAGAGUGGGUAUGAACUUAAUGAAGCCAAAGCCAUCCUGACAGAACUGAAGUCUAUCAGAAAGGCCAUCAGCUCAGGAGAAAAAGAAAAGCAAGACCUGAUGCAGAGUCUUGCUAAGCUGCAGGAGCGAUUUCAUUUGGAUCAGAACAUGGGCAGUUCCGAGCCGGAUCUGAGAUCUAGUCCUGUGAAUUCUCAUCUCUCUCUGUCCAGACAGACCCUUGACGCUGGGUCACAGACAAGCAUUUCUGGAGAUAUUGGGGUUCGAAGCAGAUCAAAUUUAGCUGAAAAGGUCAGACUGAGUCUCCAAUAUGAAGAAGCCAAGAGAAGCAUGGCUAACUUGAAAAUUGAACUGUCAAAAUUGGAUGGUGAAGCCUGGCCUGGGGCCCUGGACAUCGAGAAGGAGAAGUUGAUGCUGAUCAAUGAGAAAGAAGAACUUCUGAAGGAGCUGCAGUUUAUCACCCCGCAGAAGCGCUCACAGGAGGAGCUGGAGCGCCUGGAGGCUGAGCGCCAGCACCUGGAGGAGGAGCUGAUGGCCACCCGCGGCUCGCCCAGCAGGGCUCUAACUGAGAGAUUGAAAUUGGAAGAGAAAAGAAAAGAGCUGCUACAGAAACUUGAAGAAACUACUAAGUUAACUACUUCCUUGUCCUCGCAACUUAAAAGCCUCUCCUCCAGCACACUGUCCAUGUCAUCUGGGAGCAGUCUGGGGUCCCUGGCCUCCAGUCGAGGCUCUCUGAACACCUCCAGCAGGGGCUCACUCAACUCCCUCAGUUCCAGUGAACUCUAUUACAGCAGCCAGAGCGACCAGAUGGACACAGACUAUCAGUAUAAACUGGACUUCCUUCUUCAAGAGAAGGGUGGCUACAUUCCUUCCGGACCCAUCACCACCAUCCAUGAAAAUGAGGUGGUCAAGUCCCCCAGCCAGUCCGGCCAGAGUGGGCUCUGUGGGGUGGGAGUGACAGCUAGCAGCCACACACCCCCACUGACGGAGGCCUCCAAGUCAGUGGCAUCCCUGUCCUCCAGGUCCUCUCUCUCCUCCUUGUCGCCUCCCGGCUCUCCUCUCGUCCUGGACAGCGCAUUUCCAGGGUCCUCCCAUGACACCUCUCCACACCAGUUCCCUGCCGACUUUGAGGACUGUGAGCUGAGUCGCCGCUUUGCUGACAUUGGCCUUGGUGAAAACCAGGCCUUGCUGGAUUCAGACUCGGGAGGAGCAUCCCAGUCUCUCCUUGAGGAUAAAGGCCUGGGUGAAUGCCCUGGGGAGCUGCUGUGUGAGGGGGCAACAGAUGUGGAAAAGUUGUUACCCAAAAGAAGAGGACUCCAUUUGCGAGGAGACAAGACCGCUCGGGUGUCCGCCGCCGCCUCUGACGAGUCUGUGGCUGGAGACAGUGGGGUCUACGAAGCCUCCAUGAAGCAGCCUGGUGAAAUGGAAGAUGUUCCCUACAGUGAAGACGAUGCCACCAUUGUGGAGACUGCCCAGGUGCAGAUAGGACUCAGAUACGAUACAAAGAGUUCAAGUUUCAUGGUGAUUAUAGCACAACUCCGAAAUCUUCAUGCCUUCUCGAUACCUCAUUCUUCAAAAGUGUAUUUUAGGGUCGCUCUGCUUCCCUCCUCUGCGGAUGUCAGCUGUCUUUUUCGAACAAAAGUCCAUCCCCCCACCGAAUCUGUGCUGUACAACGAUGUGUUCAGGGUGGCCAUUUCUCAGGCAGCCCUUCAACAGAAGACGUUGAGAGUUGAUCUCUGCUCCGUCACUAAACACCGCAGGGAGGAAUGCCUGGCUGGGACGCAGAUCAGCCUGGCGGAUUUACCAUUUUCCAAUGAGAUCUUCAUGCUGUGGUAUAAUUUGCUUCCUUCCAAGCAAAUGCCUUGCAAGAAGAAUGAAGACGGAAACGAGGAGCUUGGAGCUCGGUCUAAGCAGCCGACGCUCGACCCUAUAGACCUGGACGCCGUGUCAGCCUUACUUGCAAGAACUUCAGCUGAGCUCUUGGCUGUGGAACAAGAACUGGCCCACGAGGAGGAGGAGGAGGAGCUGAGGCCAGAGCAGCGGGGUCCAGGGGGAGACUGUUUUCUUCUGUUUCACCGUAGCCUAACGAUGCUAAGAGAGGCCUCUGACGAACCCGCGGUUGCAAGAGAGUCUGGGGUUCCCUUGGCAGAGGGCAGCCGCUGCACAGAGGACCCGAGGCCAUGCCCUAGGGAGCCUGAGACAAGCCAGUGUAGGAAGGAGCUUGCUGAAGACCCUGGUCAGCUGCCAUCUGGACUUCCCACCCUGGUCGAUAAGGAGACGAAUACAGAUGAAGCGGUUGACAGCAAUAUGGCAGUUCGCCCUAAAGACCGAAGCAGCCUCAGCUCUCGACAGCAUCCAUUCGUGAGAAGCAGCGUGAUUGUGCGCUCACAAACCUUCUCCCCAGGCGAGCGGAGUCAGUACGUCUGCAGGUUAAAUCGCAGUGACAGUGACAGCUCAACCUUGGCCAAAAAAUCCUUGUUUGUGCGGAACUCCACUGAGCGGCGCAGUUUGCGGGUCAAAAGGGCGGUUUGCCAGCCCACCCUCAGGAGGACUGCUCAGGAAUGCCCCGUGCGCACAUCUCUGGACCUGGAGCUGGACCUGCAGGCCUCGCUGACCCGCCAGAGUCGCCUCAAUGAUGAGCUGCAGGCCCUGAGAGGCUUACGGCAGAAGCUGGAGGAGCUGAAGGCUCAGGGGGAGACUGAACUUCCCCCUGGCGUGCUGGAGGACGAGAGGUUCCAGAGGCUUCUGAAGCAAGCAGAGAAGCAGGCUGAACAGACGAAAGAGGAGCAGAAGCAAGGCUUGAAUGCAGAGAGGUUGAUGAGGCAGGUCUCCAAGGAUGUGUGCCGACUGCGGGAGCAGAGCCAGAAGGAGCCUCGGCAGGUGCAGUCCUUCAGGGAGAAGAUUGCCUACUUCACAAGAGCGAAGAUUAGCAUCCCAUCACUGCCCGCUGACGAUGUGUGAUCCUGCCUGUGGCUUAGCACCGCCUCUCAGCUGCUCACUUGCCAAGGGAGGGGCAAAGACUGAAUAUUUACUUUUUUUGUUUUCAUUUUUGUUGGGGGCGGGGCUUGUGUUUCCUGUAAUAUAACUCAACUCUUGAAGAGCUUCCGUUUCAUACCAGCUUCAUCAGGUUUAUUUGUAAAGUACUUUGAAUGUAACUCUUACAUGCUUUGAGAAGAAAAAAAAAAAAUCACCUAACAAAACUUGGGCAAUAUGGUCCAAAUCUGGUCCACAAGUGUUGUACAGUGUGCAUGUGUUACCACUGGGCUUCGCUGCAGGGUGGAACUCAGGGAACACGUGCCCGGUGUCUGCCCGCUGAGCCGACUGCAGCAGGCAGCUGUCUAGCUGCCCGUGAGGCUGGUGCCACAGCAUACCUUUGAACUAGAGAGCCACACUCUCCAUCUGAGCGAGCAUCUCUGAGCCCACCCGGAACACCUGCCCGGUUCCUUCCAUCACCCACAUCUGACCACCUUGUCUCUGCAAAACCCUUUCUUUCUGCCCUCUUAAACUUAUCUAGAGAAAACAAGAGUGUGAAAGCCGAGGGCAGAAGCAGAGGUGUACUCCUGCUAUAGAGAGCUGCAGUCGGGGGCAGAAAGGAAACUGCGGGGAAGGGAGGCAGCUUUCAAAACCACUGAGAAGACUGCAGAUGCUUGCCUGGCCACUGCUUCUAUCACAGUCUGCAUCUGCAGGGCAAGGUGGCCCCGGCCUCUGAUGACAGUGCAGGCAGUGCAGAGGGGGCACGCCCAUAUCCAUUAGAGGAGAGCUGAGGUCGGGGCGCAUCAUAAUGAGAUCAAACUUGCCAAACAGAAGAGACUUUGUCAUCAGGUUUCUACACUCACUAGGAAGUAUUUUGUAGCUGUCAUCUUCGGGAGAUUCUGUCAGGGAUGCAUAAAAGGUAGUUGGAAGCAGAAACAAAGGGUGUGGCCGAGGAGACUCGGACUUGGUGUGGACUGGAUCAUUUUAUAUCUUCUGGAUGAACAAGCAAGCUUGACCUAGAAAUUGGUCAAAGAGCCAUGCUCUUCAGGCUGGGUCUUAACUUCCCAGACCCCAGGCACUUCUUUAAAAAAAAAAGACUCGGUUUAGCUUAGCCAGCAUAAACAUGUUAAAAUAAAUACUUUUUCAGGUAAUUUAAACCGCACUCACAUACUCUGUCAUACUGGAAGAAGCCGUGUUUUGAUGAGCCAUCUUAUAUAGCAAGCUAAAUUAUUUUUUAAUGCAAAAUAAUUUUAUAGGAAUUAAUAGAAGAAAGGCGAAGGGGAAAAAUCUGUUUUAAAAAAAGUUAGGUUCUGCUGGAAUCCCCAUUAGUAAGGAUUUUUAUUUUCUUGAAUCUAUAUUUUAGAAAGUUCAUUUUUAUCAGAAUCAAAGUUCAUACUCAGCCAGAAUUUUAAUUAUCAAGUGACUGCACCUAAAAUGUAAUCAUUUCCCCCUAAACAUUCCAUACCGUGUAUCCAGCUUCUCACUAGGUGUGACUGGACAGGACACUACUUGGAGCUACAAGAAGCCUGGUGGUGGGCUGAGCACAGACCUCCCACGCUGCCCGGUGCCCUGUAGGUAACUGGAGGAAGGGGCAUGCUGUCCACCCUUCCUGGUCAGGAUCCAGUUGAGCAGCAGAGGUUGACUUAAUAUAGCUCUAAAUGAAGGUGCUGUCUUCAGCAUCAUAGUUUGACCAGUGAAAAUGUUCAUAGAAUUUUGUGUAGUUGUACCGUACGAUUUUAUUUUCUUCAUUUAUUUAUUUACGGUCUUAUUUAUGUUCUGUUUAAUAUAUAGUUUGGUUCUGGCCAUUUUAAAUGUUGGGCUUACAAGAGGCUAUAUUGAAGUAUUUACAGCUAUAUGAUCUUCAUCAGAUUUAUCGCUAACUUUUUGUAAUACAAAAAGUGUCAGACUACGAGUAUUAAAGAAUAAAGUGUGUCUCAGGCUGGUGGCUCAGAGCUGUGACUGAGGGACUUUGGUUUUAUUUUAUAAAACACGCUCAUUUCUAACAUGAGAGAAACUAUUUGUUCUGAUAGAAUCCUUUCUCCACACUCUGAAAGUCAGCAAUCGUGUUGUGCUUAUACAGGCAGCUUUCUGUAGGUCUGUCACAUUUGUAUUGACCCAAAUGAUUAAAAAAAAAAAUUUUUUUUACUAACUUGAUCACAAAACCAUAUGGAUGAAUAAAAAGUUUAAUAUUAUAAAAAAUAUUUUUAAACUUAGAAUUUAUUCUGCACAGGGUAAAAAGAGUUUAAUCUUUAGCUCUCAAGUUUGGAUUAUCAGUAUAUUACAAUUUUGUCUAUCAGACUCAAGUGUUACAGGUACAAGGAGGAUAUUAACUUGCCAAAUAACAAAGUUUAGCUGAGUCUCUGUAGCAUACAAAUUAAAUACAUUUAAACUCUUUUUGCUAUGUAUUUAUAUUGUAUUAAAUAUGAGAAGCUCAGGACUCAACUAAACGUUUAAUCAGGUUACAUUCUGGAAAUGUUUCUGUUUUCAUUUGUCCUGUUUGCAAUGGUGUGUAAAUAUAUCACCCAGAUUAACUCCUGUUGCUGCACUUGCCCUGUGUCUGUGGAUGAAAAAAAUUCAGUGAUUUUUUUAAACAAUACAUAUUUCCUAAUACUGCA
Molecule: messenger RNA, 7656 nt
Organism: Mus caroli (Ryukyu mouse)
Lineage: Eukaryota; Metazoa; Chordata; Mammalia; Rodentia; Muridae
Source: RefSeq, a predicted model, not a curated record